GCAUGUCAAAACCUUCACAUUGGAUGCUUCCUUUUCACUUGAAAUUCCACAACCACAGAUUACUCACUGGAUCCUCCUGGGUGUCGUUUGAUUUGGGAGUUUGCACAAAGCCUCUGAUAGGUUAAAACCGUUUAGUUCCACUUUCAUUGAAAGCAAAACAGUUUUCAUGUUUCACAAUCCUGUUCUACUCCUCUGGGAUUUGUCUCAUGUGUUCUGGAGACAUUAAGAAAGCUGCAUUGUGAUGUACAUUAACUUCCAAAUUUCACAGCAGAUUGUAAAAUAAUUUCCUGUCAGUCUCGGACUAGCUUGGUUAAAAAUUGAUUUCUGUAAAAAUUAUAGUUCUACUGAAUCUGAAAGGCACACUGUGUUUGUGUUGUGAUUCAGCAAAUGCUCUAAUUACCCUGCUUCACCUAACCUUGUGUGACGUAUGCAUUCAUAGUCAAUGCAAAUAAAUACCCUGCUUUGCUAAGGCGUUUAAUAAAACUCUUUAUGAAGUUGUUUCUUUGAUAAAUGGUAUUUUAUCAAGAAGAGGCUGUAAAGAAGGAAAUAUUUGAGUCUUAGGAAACAUAUAAGGAAGUCUGCACAUGCACGCACUUCGAAAGAAUGUUAACCUGAGGGCAGAUCUUCUUAGGAAGUGUAAUGCAUGGGACUGCAUUGAAAAGGACGGCUUUAAAAGGCAGAGGUGGAGCAAACCUCAUUAAGUACAGCAGAAACUCGGCAGCGAUCAGUUCCAGCGCUUCUAACAAGUGAGUUUUAAUACUAUUGUGUUGUAUAAUGAUAAUACAUGUGUGUUUUUAUGGGUUAUACUGGAAAAACAUUUCACAUUUAGGUAAUGGAUCUGUCUUUUUCCUUUACAGUUCUCUUUGAAGGAAUUUGUCACACUUUUAUCCUGGAACCAACCAUGUCUCCAAACGUAGAGCUGGAGUGCGUUGUGUGCUUCAACGAGUUCUCUCGCAGAAGCCGGGUCCCACGGGUUCUGCACUGCAACCACACCUUCUGCGCUCCUUGUUUGGAGAAAAUGUCCAAGCUCCACAAUGGCAUCUACACUGUCUCCUGCCCUCUGUGCUGCUGGAUCACCUGCAUCCUGGCCACCAUGAAGCUGUCUGGAGCUCUGUGGGUCAACACUGAGAUCUGGGACCAACUGUCAGAAAAGCAGGAUUCACUAAAAGAUUUAAAAAGUACAAAGACCCAACUCAUCAUGCCAGCACACUCUGGUUUAAGGCGGACUAUUCACACAUCUGGUUUCAAGACAAGAGUCCAGAAACUGUUCACAUGAGUAUUGUUUAACUCGGAAGAUGAUUCAACAUUUAAUUUUAAUGAUAAUUUAUUUGUAACUAAUAUUUUGAAUAUUUAAAUAAUUGUUUUUGUAAAGACUAACUCAUGUUUGUGUUCUGCCACCUGCCAUGUAUGUGUGUUUAUGGUGCAAACUUUGUCUUUGUGUGCACUCAUUUUUUUAAUAUUUAU
Molecule: messenger RNA, 1464 nt
Organism: Nothobranchius furzeri (turquoise killifish)
Lineage: Eukaryota; Metazoa; Chordata; Actinopteri; Cyprinodontiformes; Nothobranchiidae
Source: RefSeq, a predicted model, not a curated record